Molecule: messenger RNA, 1617 nt
Organism: Cladophialophora yegresii CBS 114405
Lineage: Eukaryota; Fungi; Ascomycota; Eurotiomycetes; Chaetothyriales; Herpotrichiellaceae
Product: amyloid beta protein binding protein 1
Exons: 1
Coding region: 1-1617 (538 amino acids)
Biological process (GO): protein neddylation
Cellular component (GO): cytoplasm
Molecular function (GO): NEDD8 activating enzyme activity
Source: RefSeq, a predicted model, not a curated record
AUGACCGAAGUUGCUCCUCGAGAGGUUACCCCGCCGCCCCUCCAGACCCCUUCCGCGAAAGAAAAGAAGUAUGACCGACAACUGAGAUUAUGGGCUGCCUCAGGUCAACGCGCUUUAGAGGAGUCACACGUUCUCUUGAUUGUUGGAGAUGAAGGCCAUGGCUCCAACAGCAGCGUCGCCGGAGCUGAGACCCUCAAGAAUCUCAUUCUGCCUUCGAUUGGGAGCUUUACAAUUGCCGAUUCGGGCAAAGUCAUGCACCGAGACCUGGGAGUCAACUUCUUUCUCGAGUCGGAUAGUCUGGGAAAGCCACGAGCAGAUGAGAUGAGAAGACUUCUACAAGAGCUUAAUCCGGAUGUCACAGGGCAUGCCAUCACCGCUCCUCUUGCAGAGUGGCUGCCGGUCGAGGGCUCUCUCACGCCCUAUAAUCUCAUCUUGCUCUGCGCCCCUAUCGCCCGAGAUUUUCUCCAGAGGAUAUGUGCCUAUGCUUCGGCCAGUUCAAUACCAGUCGCCUACAUCCAAUCAGCAGGCCUUUUCGCUUCCCUUUCCAUUCAGCUGCCAUCUGAAUUUCCCAUAGUGGACACUCACCCGGACCCCGAAUCCACCCAAGAUCUCCGCUUGCUUGCACCUUGGCCCGAACUCGAAGCAGCUGUGGAUGAACUCGGCGACAUCAAGUCACUGUCGGAUCAUGACCAUGGCCACAUCCCUUAUCUCCUGCUGCUGUUACAUUACCUAAGAGAAUGGAAGAAGACACAUGACAACAAAUACCCCUCUACAUUCAAAGAAAAGACAGAGUUCCGUGAGAUAGUCGGCUCUGGAGCCAGGAGAAACAACCCAGAAGGAGGGGAAGAGAACUACGACGAAGCUUGUGCUGCCGUGCUCAAGAGCAUUGCUCCUCCGGUGGUAGGCAGAGGAUGCAAAGAGAUGAUGAGCAUGCCUUCGUGUACCAACCUGAACAAGGACACUGCAAAUUUCUGGAUCAUCGCAAACGCGGUCAAGAAUUUCUAUGAUAAUCACGGCGUGUUGCCUCUGCCCGGCUCGCUACCAGAUAUGAAAGCCCAGAGUGCGGACUACAUCAAACUCCAGACCAUUUACAAGUCCAAAGCACGAGCCGACGUGGCGGCAAUCACCAAGAUAGUCCGAGAGACGGAGGCUGCCUUGUCAAGAGAACACUCUCCCAUACCCGAUCCCGAGAUCGAAGCGUUCUGCAAAAACGCCUCCCAUCUCCGUGUCUUGACGAAUCCAAACAACGAACCACUGGCCUCAUUGCGCCUGAUGACUUCGGACUAUAAGACCCUCAACCGCCUCUCAUCUACCAUCGAAAACGAUUGGGAAGGACUCUCUCCCGUCUUCAUUGCACUGAACGCCAAUAUCUUCCCCUCAGACAAACCCCUCGACGUAACUGGACUCUCUUCGGAUCCCGAGGUACAGGAGAAUAUCACAAAAGCCCUCAAGGAGGUGGAGCGAGCCCAGGGCGGCGAACUACAUAACAUCUCAAGCGUCUUGGGAGGUAUGAUGGCACAGGAGGCUAUCAAGCUGCUUACAAGACAGUACGUCCCCGUCGACGGAACGUGUGUCUUUGACGGCGUGAAAAGCAAAUCGACGGUCUUCAAGUUUUAG